UUAACCUUGUCGCUGCUUACUACACACAUUACCUAGCUCGCUCUCUCUCUCUCCCUUCCCCUCAUCGAGCAAUGGAGGAUGACAAGAAGACCAAAUACCGCGGCGUGCGUACGCGGCCUUGGGGCAAGUUCGCCGCCGAGAUCCGUGACCCCGAGCGUGGCGGCGUCCGCGUCUGGCUCGGCACGUUUAACACGGCCGAGGAGGCCGCGAGAGCGUACGACCGCGCGGCUGUUGCCCAGAGGGGCGCCACCGCCGUGCUAAACUUCCCCGGCGGGCCCGGUUUGGGGAGCAGGGGCGCCUCCGGCUCGUCUUCGUCCACCCCGGUUGGCUCCGGUGUCGACAGUGGCAGGGGCCACGGGGGCACAGAGAAGAUUGAAUUGGAGUACCUCGACGACAGCCUCCUGGACGAGCUUCUCGACGACAACAAGUACGGUGGUAAAUGAGAGAGAGAUUCUCUUGCAUGCCGUAUACAUGCAUGCAAAAGAAAUGGGCCAUAUUACAUGAUCCAUAAAAUAUUACAAUUCCACCGUUCACAUAUUUGCAUUUAAUUGCAAUUUCCAUCACCGGAUCGAUUAUUAUAUAUACUAAGAAUACUCGCUUUGUUUCGUGCCCCAAACAAAAGACAUGCCGCACGUUACGUGUACGUACUUCUGUGAUGAAUAAACUACUCUUUUCGUUUUAUAAUAUAAAAGUGUUUUUGACGUUACACAUAUCGUAAC
Molecule: messenger RNA, 719 nt
Organism: Hordeum vulgare subsp. vulgare (domesticated barley)
Lineage: Eukaryota; Viridiplantae; Streptophyta; Magnoliopsida; Poales; Poaceae
Product: ethylene-responsive transcription factor ERF095-like
Exons: 1
Coding region: 72-443 (123 amino acids)
Biological process (GO): ethylene-activated signaling pathway; regulation of DNA-templated transcription
Molecular function (GO): DNA-binding transcription factor activity; DNA binding
Source: RefSeq, a predicted model, not a curated record